Messenger RNA from Fusarium oxysporum Fo47, 1114 nucleotides. Its product is annotated as SDR family oxidoreductase. Gene Ontology annotation, molecular function: oxidoreductase activity, acting on the CH-OH group of donors, NAD or NADP as acceptor. The transcript has a single exon. The record is from RefSeq and is a predicted model, not a curated record. The coding region runs from base 13 to 1074 and encodes 353 amino acids. NCBI's taxonomy places the organism in Eukaryota, Fungi, Ascomycota, Sordariomycetes, Hypocreales, Nectriaceae.
CGUGUCAGAAAAAUGGUUCGCGUCCUCCUUACGGGUGGCAAUGGCUUUGUUGCCAGCCACAUUCUUGAUGCCCUCCUGAGUAAUGGACAUUCCAUAACGAUUACGGUUCGCAGCAAGGAGAAAGGUGACCAAGUACUCGCACGAUACAAAAAUACUAGUAAAGCCGAAAUCGCCGUUUGUGUCAUCCCCGACUUUACCGCACAUGGAGCCUUCGAUGAAUGCCUUCAAUCAAGCACAAGCUUGGACGUCGUCAUGCAUGUCGCCUCACCUUUCUAUUAUUCGGCGACUGACAUCAAGCGAGAAUUGCUGGACCCGUCCAUUGUCGGCACCACAUCCUUACUAACAGCGGUUUGCGACCACGCCCCAUCAGUCAAAACCGUGAUCCUCACCUCCUCCUUUGCUGCAAUCCUGAACAGCUACAAGCCCAACAGUAUUCCACAGCACACGUACACCGAGUCAGACUGGAACCCGCUUACCAUGGAUGACGCCUUUCAAAAUACAUUGAACGGGUACCGGGCCAGUAAGCUCUUCGCCGAGCGUGCUGCCUGGGACUUGAUGGAUACUCGGAAGCCCGCUUUCUCCCUCACAACAAUCUGCCCAACGCUAGCGUUUGGUCCCGUCAUUCAACCUCUCUCUUGUCUGGACGAGAUAAAUAUAUCAAGUCAGCGCAUCUAUAACUUCAUCUCGGGGGCCUACAAAUCGCAGAUUCCAGACACAGGCGUGUCUUUCUUCCUCUGGAUCGACGUGCGGGAUUUGGCUGUGGCGCACGUGAAAGCCAUGGAAGCUCAGCUUACCGCGCGAGGGAACAGAAGGUACCUUUUGACAGAGGGAUACUUCACCAACCAAGACAUCUGUAAGAUCAUUGGAAGGUGGUUCCCGGAGUAUCAAGAUGCGCUGCCGAGCUGCGAGGGAGAGGCUGGUGGGUACCCGAAGGAGGGUGUUUAUGGGUUUAACAAUAGUCGGGCGACGGAGGAGUUGGGAUUGAGGUACAGGACACUGGAGGAAAGUGUAGUUGAUACCGUGAGAUCAUUUAAAGAUGUGCAGCGAGAGUUGACCCGAUUGGUCAGGAACUGAUAUGAUGGCCCCUGCCUUUGGCAGGAAACGAGUGUGGUUU